UUUACAGUUCUUGCAGGGUUUAUUACGUGCAAAGAACUUCAAUGUAUGCAAAAUUUGGCCUUAAUUUGCCAUAAGAAAUUGUUAGUUGUGGCAAUUUAAUUAAAAAUUUGAUAGAUAUGAAAUUUUGAUGACAAAAAAUUGUGAAACACAAAGAAAGGAGAGAGCCAACAUUGAAAUAUUCAAACCCCGUUGGAGGGUUCAACAAUGUCUGCCGGAUCAAUCGAAAUCCCACUUCGGGAUACUGACGAGGUCAUAGAGCUUGACCUUGAUCAGCUACCUGAAGGGGAAGAGGUCCUUGGCAUCUUGAAACAAGAGACUGCACCAUUACACAUAUGGGUCACACUCGCUCUUGAAUAUUACAAACAAGGCUUCACAGAUGACUUCGCUAAGAUCCUCGAGGCCUCAAGGUCAGAGUCGGAAAUCUCGUACCAGGGAUCGGAAAAAGAUCAGAUGCGAGCUAUCGACACUCUGGCAGCGUACUAUGUACAAUGGGCCCAUAGAGAGAAGAAUAAAGACAAAAAGAGGGACUUGUACACACAGGCCACUCAGCUCUAUACCACAGCUGAUAAGAUCAUCAUGUACGACCAGAAUCAUUUACUUGGUCGUGCCUACUUCUGCCUCCUGGAAGGAGAUAAGAUGGACCAGGCAGAUGCCCAGUUCAACUUUGUCUUGAAUCAGACAAGCAGUAGUAUACCUGCUUUGUUGGGUAAAGCCUGUAUUGCGUUCAACAAGAAAGACUACAGAGGGGCACUUGCAUACUAUAAGAAAGCAUUGAGAACCAACCCCAAGUGUCCGGCUAAUGUUCGUCUAGGGAUGGGACAUUGUUUUGUCAAGCUUGGAAAACCAGAAAAAGCAAGGCUAGCAUUUGAGCGAGCCCUAACCUUGGAUCCCCAGUGUGUCGGAGCUCUGGUUGGGAUGUCAAUCCUUGAACUGAAUGAGAAGAACCCUGAGAGUAUUAAGAAUGGUGUCCAACUACUGUCCAAAGCAUAUACGAUAGACUCUGGCAACCCUAUGGUGUUAAACCAUCUUGCUAAUCAUUUCUUCUAUAAGAAGGAUUAUCAAAAAGUGCAGCAUUUGGCGCUACAUGCCUUUCAUAAUACAGAGAAUGAAGGAAUGAGAGCAGAGAGUUGUUAUCAGCUUGCUCGGGCGUUCCAUGUCCAGGAGGAUUACGACCAAGCUUUCCAGUAUUAUUACCAAGCCACUCAAUUUGCCUCUUCCAACUUUAUCCUUCCUCAUUUUGGACUGGGGCAGAUGUAUGUGCACAGAGGUGAUACAGAAAAUGCAUCUAUGUGUUUUGAGAAAGUGAUUAAAGCUCAACCCAACAAUUAUGAGACCAUGAAGAUAUUAGGCUCGCUGUACUCCAACUCCCCUGACUUGGCCAAGAGAGAAAUUGCAAAGGGUCACAUGAAGAAAGUUACAGAGCAGUUCCCCGAUGACGUAGAAGCAUGGAUAGAGCUAGCUCAGAUAUUGGAGCAGUCUGAUAUACAGGGGGCACUAGGGGCAUAUGGUACGGCAACACGCAUCCUCAAAGAUAAGGUACACGCAGAUGUUCCGCCAGAGAUUCUCAAUAAUGUGGCAGCUUUACACUUCAGGAUGGGCAACUUUAAAGAAGCGAAGAAAUAUUACGAGCAGUCAUUAGAGAGAGCACGCAACGAGGCAGACCAUGACGAGACCUACUACAGUGCCAUCUCAGUGACGAUGACGUACAAUCUAGGACGUCUUUACGAGGCCCUCAAUGAGUAUGACAAGGCAGAGAAGCUCUACAAGAAUAUACUCAGAGAACAUCCCAAUUAUGUCGACUGUUACCUAAGGCUUGGGUGUAUGGCCAGGGAUCGUGGUCAGAUUUAUGAGGCUUCUGAUUGGUUCAAAGAAGUGUUACAGAUUAACCAAGACCACCCUGAUGCCUGGUCAUUGAUUGGAAACUUGCAUCUUGCAAAGCACGAGUGGGGGCCUGGCCAGAAAAAGUUUGAACGCAUCUUGCAGCAACCAAAGACUAAGGACGAUGCCUAUUCUAUGAUCGCAUUGGGAAAUGUCUGGCUACAGACACUUCAUCAGCCAAUGAGAGAUAAAGACAAGGAAAAGCGCCAUCAAGAUCGAGCCCUAGCCAUGUAUAAACAGGUCCUUCGUAAAGACCCCAGAAACAUCUGGGCGGCAAAUGGCAUCGGCUGCGUCCUCGCCCACAAGAACUGUAUCAAUGAGGCACGUGAUGUCUUCGCACAGGUGCGUGAAGUGACGGCAGAUUUCUGUGACGUUUGGCUGAAUAUUGCGCAUAUCUACGUAGAACAGAGACAAUUUGUAGCUGCAGUACAGAUGUAUGAGAAUUGUCUGAAGAAGUUCUUCAAGUUCCACAACACUGAGGUGAUGAUGUACUUAGCCAGGGCCUAUUAUAAAUGUGGCAAGUUGAAGGAAUGCAAGCAGACUCUUAUGAAGGCUCGUCACGUGUCUCCUGCGGAUACUGUACUGUUGUAUAACUUCUCCUUGGUGAUGCAGAAACUAGCGACAUCUAUACUUAAGGAUGAAAAGAGCAACUUGAAGACUGUGUUGUCAGCUGUACAUGAUCUGGAGCUGGCUCAUAGAUAUUUCACCUACCUGAGUCAAAAUGGAGAUCGUAUGAAGUUUGACCUGAAUCAAGCAUCUAUUGAAGCCAGACAAUGCUCUGACUUGUUGAGUCAGGCGCAAUACCAUGUAGCGCGGGCACGCAAGAUAGACGAAGAGGAACAAGAGAUCAAAAGACGUCAAGAGAAAGACAGGGAAGCUUUGCGAGCCAAACAAGAGGAGCAAUAUGCUGAGAAGAAGCUACAGAAAGAGGAACAAGACAAGAGACUACUGGAAGCGAGAGCGGAGUAUAUCUUGAAGACGACAAAGAUGAGGGAGCUUAUAUCUGAACCAAUGGCAGAGGAUAAACCUUCAAGGAAGUCAGGCGGCAGGAAGAAAAAAUAUGAUUCUGACUCCUUCUCUGGUAGUUCAAGUGGUAGCGAUGCUGCACCACGCAAGAAGAAAAGACGUGAUGCUAGUGGGUCUGGCGGAGAAAAUGAUGAAAACCGACCAAGAAAGAAAUCUAAGAAAAAGAGAAGGCCUCGUCGUGACCAUAGUGGCGGGGACAGUGAUGAUGAAGGUGGUAGAGGACGAGACCGCAAGAGGAAACAGCGCAAAAAGAAGGAAGGAAAAGAGGGAAAAAAGAAGAAACUGAAAGAGAAAUUUGUGGAGGACGAUGGCCUGAGUGCUAAGCAACGUCGUAAGAUUGUCUCUAAGGCCAUGAUCUCUAGCAGCGAGGGCUCAGACUCAGAGGGUGGCAGUAAGCUGAAGAUAGCAUCAGGUGAUGAGAGUGGCUCUGAAGAAGGUAUGGGAAAACGAAGACGUAUCCUGUCCUCUGGGAGUGAAAGCGGCUCCAAUAGAUCACGAUCAAGAUCUGGCUCACGAUCUGGAUCUGGGUCAAGGUCACGAUCAAGGUCAAAAUCUGGUUCUCGCUCUAGGUCUCGCUCCAGGUCAAAUUCUGGGUCUCGCUCUCGCUCCAGAUCAAAUUCUGGCUCAAGGUCAAGAUCGAGGUCAAAAUCUGGAUCUCGGUCAAGAUCUGGGUCACAAUCACGGUCGAGAUCUGGGUCAAGGAAAUCUCGAUCACGCAGUAGAAGUAGAUCAAGGGGAUCUGGCUCUGGAUCUGAACAUUCAAGGUCACGAUCAAGGUCACGUUCACCAUCAGGGUCAGAAGGUCAACAGUCUGGGGGCGAGGCAUCUGGCAAGGCAUCUGACGGUUGAGAAAUGUAACAUGAAUCAGGAUUUAAGAACUCUGAUUCUUGACUGACACUUGAGAUAUGGUUAACCAUCAAACGUUUAUGCAUGUCACCUUCAUGCAUGGUGUCACCUACAUGCAUGGUGUCACCUACAUGCAUGGAGUGAACAAACUCUUUGCUGCAACUCAUAAGACUUUAGACACAACAUAACAUUUGUGAUAUCACACUUUAUUGAAAUCUUUGAUGAUAUCUUAUGACUUAUAUUAUGAUUUUCGAGAGUAAAAUUAUAAAAAAUUUCCCCUCCAAAAUAUUGGAGAAAGUUCGGGAAGAUCUUAGAUAUAAUAUUUGAACCUGCUUUAAGAUUAUGAAAAAGGAGUACUUCUCUGCACUAUUGAAGAUAUCUUAAUUGUGCAACUGAUAUUUUGAAGCCUUGAUUAUACAAGUAUGUGUUGAAUUUCAAUAUUUUUGUAGAUUUUGUAACAACUUGCUUGAAAACAAAAUAAAUAUGUACAUAUAAAUAUUUAUUAUCUUGGUUUAUAAAUGGAGGCCGACAAGUUGAAAGAAGUUUAGAAAAAUGCCUCAAUUUUACCGUUUUUGUUGCUUUUAUGUUCUCUCUUAUUUUGAAAAAGUCCAACAAUUUUGACUAAAAAAAUUCUGGUGAAAAAUGCAAAAUUGAAAAAAUUGAAUGGGGACAUUGCUGUAUUUUACAUCUCUCCAAUAGCUUCUCUAUUUCAUCAGACAACUAGUACAUUUUAGAAAAAUAAAAUUAAGAUUAUGAAGAAACCUUUGGUAUUUUUAAGAUUUCUUCCAACCUUUUACAUAUCCUGUAUUUUCACGCCUUGUAAUGGAUACAAAAUUAGUAUCACACUGCGACUGACAUCACUGUGUCACACUUCAUUUUCUGAUUAAAAAUCAUUUGAACAUUCAUCUCUCAAAUAUGAAUAAAUAUUUUCUGUAUUUUGCUCCAAACUUAUAAUGUACUGUAGAACAAUUCUAUUUCAUUCUAUUGAGUUGAAUACCCUUUCACAAGUAAAAAUAUCCUAAAGCCCAAAAGGUAAGCACUGUAAAACCUGUGGAACACCUGUACCUUUAAAGAGUGUUCCACUUGGGAG
This is a messenger RNA of Owenia fusiformis, 4840 nucleotides long. Lineage: Eukaryota; Metazoa; Annelida; Polychaeta; Sabellida; Oweniidae. The record is from the annotation of a GenBank genome assembly.